Molecule: messenger RNA, 2851 nt
Organism: Silurus meridionalis
Lineage: Eukaryota; Metazoa; Chordata; Actinopteri; Siluriformes; Siluridae
Gene: gnao1b
Product: guanine nucleotide binding protein (G protein), alpha activating activity polypeptide O, b
Exons: 8
Coding region: 327-1391 (354 amino acids)
Biological process (GO): G protein-coupled dopamine receptor signaling pathway; adenylate cyclase-modulating G protein-coupled receptor signaling pathway
Cellular component (GO): heterotrimeric G-protein complex
Molecular function (GO): corticotropin-releasing hormone receptor 1 binding; mu-type opioid receptor binding; GTP binding
Source: RefSeq, a predicted model, not a curated record
GGGGAGUCCUCUCGCGCAUCAGCGGCAGCAGCAGCAGCAGCACAGCGACGGGAUGAGAGAGAGAGAGAUAGACAGAGAGAGAGAGGGAGAAGGGGGAGGAGAGGAGCUCGUGCUGCCGCUGUUGCCUUCACCGUCGCCACCGCCCAGUGAGAGCCGGGGAAGCGCGUGCAGAAUAAACGUUACAGUUACGAAAAAACGGUUCUCUUUCAGGUCGGACUGAUUUCUGUUUCCUUGGAUGGUUUAAGGACUUUUAUUUGGGUUUGGGGGAUUCCCGUGUGCGGACAGACGGGAAUUUCGAAUCCAGCGUUACUCGCUCGCGCCUCGCCAUGGGAUGCUCGUUAAGCGCCGAGGAGCGCGAGGCUCUGGACCGGAGCAAAGCCAUCGAGAAGAACCUGAAGGAGGACGGAGUCACUGAGGCGAAAGUAGUGAAACUGCUGCUGCUCGGUGGAGGAGAGUCUGGAAAGAGCACUAUUGUCAAACAGAUGAAGAUUAUCCAUGAAGACGGUUUCAGUGGAGAUGAUUUACAGCAAUUUAAGCCCAUCGUCUAUAGCAACACCAUUCAGAGUCUGUUCUCCAUUUUAAAAGCUAUGGAGAACCUUGGGGUGGAGUAUGAAGACAAGGACAGGACUUCUGAUGUAAAGUUAGUCUAUGACAUAAUCAACCGUAUGGAGGACACAGAGCCAUACACACCUGAAAUUCUGACAGCCAUGAAGCGUUUGUGGAAAGAUGGAGGAGUUCAGGCCUGCUUUAACCGAUCGCGAGAAUAUCAGCUCAAUGACUCUGCUCAAUAUUACCUUGACAGUUUGGACCGAAUUGGAUCACCUGAUUAUCUUCCCACCGAACAGGACAUUUUAAGGUCGCGGGUUAAAACUACUGGUAUCGUUGAGACACACUUCUCCUUCAAGAACUUGAACUUCAGGUUGUUCGAUGUAGGAGGUCAGAGAUCAGAGAGAAAAAAAUGGAUCCACUGCUUUGAAGGUGUGACUGCUAUAAUCUUCUGCGUAGCGAUGAGCGGCUACGACCAAAUGUUACAUGAAGAUGAGACGACGAAUCGUAUGCACGAGUCCCUCAUGCUCUUCGACUCCAUCUGUAAUAACAAGUUCUUCGUUGACACUUCCAUCAUCCUCUUCCUCAACAAGAAGGAUCUUUUUGGGGAGAAGAUAAAGAAAUCUCCACUGAUAAUAUGCUUCCCAGAGUAUGCAGGUCCGAACACUUAUGAAGAGGCAUCUGCGUAUAUUCAGGUUCAGUUUGAGGGUAAAAACCGUUCUCCAAAUAAAGAGAUUUACUGCCACCUGACAUGUGCGACUGACACGGGGAACAUCCAGGUGGUAUUUGAUGCUGUCACUGACAUCAUCAUUGCCAACAACCUGCGUGGCUGUGGCCUGUACUGAUCAUUGUUUUUGUCAUGGUAACAAGCAAUUGAACUGAAUACCCUCAUCUUGAAUUUCUCUCAUCUUGUUUUGAUUUUCUUUAUAAUCAAAUGGGCACUGGUAUGUGUGUGUGUGUGUGUGUGUGUGUGUGUGUGUGUGUGUGUGUGUGUGAGACUGUGUGUGUGUGUGUGUGUGUGUGUGUGUGUGUGUGUGUGUGUGUGUGUGUGUGUAAGAUUAUUAGUGUAUGGUUAAAAAUGUGAUAUGAGCCUAAAUACAAUCUAAGAUAAAAAAAAUGAAUAAAAAAAAUCCUCAGGAUCAUACAGAUAAAUUGCUCUAAGCAGUUGUCAUUUAUUAAUAACGAGUAUCUCAGAUUCAACACGAUUUUUAUUUAACUUUUUACCAUAAUUUUCACCAUUAUGGAAGCAGCUCUCAGGCCAAAGUCAUGAGAAAUAAAUGUCAUGGACAAAAUGGUCUCUAUAAAAGCACAAGUAGUCUAGAUGAAUGUUUUUAGAUCAACAUUUUUUUAACUGACAUUGUUUUAAUGCUGUAAUUAACAUCAACAAACCCUUCAACAAAUAUUGAUGCACCGUCAUAUUAAAAUUAACACUUAAAAAUCGAUUUCUUUCAUAUUUAUCCAAAUAAUCCAAACACCUGCAUUAACAUUUAAAAUGCAUUCGAAUUUUGUAUUCAAAUUGAUCCUCGAUAUCUUGUAAUAUACACACUUAGAGAUCAGUGUUCAAUAAAUUAGCUUUAAAUACUUGUUAUUGCAGGUGUAUUUCAUUAACACCUCAACAAAUAUAUUAAUGUAGGAGAGAAAUCAGGUGAAUGUGUAAACUGCUCCAUCAUAGAGAAUUCUGAACUUGCAAAGACUGUUACAAAGCUCUGACAAUGAAGACUUCUUUCAUAAAUGAUUAAAAAAACGGUCUUUUAAACAUAUAAUGAUAAAGUAUGAGAAUGAGUGCAUUAAUGCUCCUGGUAUAGAUAAUUAAUCAGUACAUCAUUCUCAGUAAGGGAAGUUUCAUGUAAAACGUUCAUUGAAUGCUGGUUGACUUUUUUCUAAAUGAUUCUAUUUAUUCGAUUGCGUGUAAAAUAUGAAGGCUUGUGUGUACAGAUUUUGUAUCUCCUGCACGUUUUUUGUUAGAUCCCUGCAAACAGAGGAAACCGAUUCAACGCACUGACAGUUAUAUAGCAUGAUAUAAAGGGAAACAAUGUAGCAUGUAGAAAAGACAUACACAGUCAUGUUUAGUGAAAUUAAUGAAUACAAGAACUCACAGUCUUUGUGUGUGUGUGUGUGUGUGUGUGUGUGUGUGUGUGUGUAGGUGGGUGCAUGGGUGCACAUGCGAUUAAAACUUUCAUUUCUGCCCUUUUAUUUAUUUAUUUAUUUUUGUUUGAAAAGCUCUGUCUUCCCCUACACAAUUAUACUGCUGGUUUAAAUUGAACGCCUGAUGAAAUGUUUACAAUAAAAUCACAGUUUGGAACCA